Camelus dromedarius (Arabian camel) is the source of this 2582-nucleotide messenger RNA. It is a transcript of the gene ASB18, whose product is annotated as ankyrin repeat and SOCS box containing 18. Gene Ontology annotation, biological process: intracellular signal transduction. Lineage: Eukaryota; Metazoa; Chordata; Mammalia; Artiodactyla; Camelidae. Gene Ontology annotation, molecular function: protein binding. The transcript is spliced from 6 exons. The record is from RefSeq and is a predicted model, not a curated record. The coding region runs from base 22 to 1434 and encodes 470 amino acids.
CGCCACACAAACGACAUCGCAAUGUCCAUCUCUGACCGCCUUCCCGAUUACCCGGUCAGCUCGGAUUUGGUGAGGAGAUUAAAGUCGGCCCUGGACGCCGAGGACGAGGAGCGGGUGAGCGACUUGAUCCGCUCCGAGGUUCGGCACGUGGACGCUGUGAUCGAGCUGGCCAACGACGACUGGAUGAAGGACCCCGCGGCUCGGCUGCCCCCCGCAGUGCUCCUAGCCUUGGUCACGGGAGACCUGGGCCGUCUCAAGCCCCUCAUGGACCAGUUCUUCCAGGACGCCAACGUGGUGUUUGAGAUCAAGAAGGAUGAGAUGGAGUGGCAUGCGAAAUCCGCAGGCACGUUUGGACUGUCAGGCCUCUGGACCCUGGAGUACAAGCGCGAGCUCACCACCCCGCUGUGCAUCGCCGCGGCCCGCGGCCACACGGCCUGCGUGCGCCACCUUCUCGACCGCGGCGCGGACCCCGACGCCAGCCCCGGCGGCCGCGGCGCCCUGCACGAGGCCUGCCUGGGGGGCCACACAGCCUGCGCCCGGCUGCUGCUGCAGCACCGCGCCGACCCCGACCUGCUCAGCGCCGAGGGCCUGGCGCCCCUGCACUUCUGCCGCACGGCCGCCUCGCUCGGGUGCGCGCAGGCGCUGCUGGAGCACGGCGCCUCAGUGCAGCGCGCGGGCGGCGCGGCCCGGGACACGCCCCUGCACGUGGCGGCGCAGCGCGGCCUGGACGAGCACGCGCGCCUCUACGUGGGCCGCGGGGCGCGCGUGGACGCGAGGAACGGCCGCGGCGAGACGGCGCUGAGCGCGGCGUGCGGCCCGGCGCGGCCGCCCGAGGAGCAGGCGCGCUGUCUGCGCCUGUGCGCGCUGCUGCUGCGGGCCGGCGCGGCGGCGGACGCGCGCGACGAGGACGAGCGCAGCCCGCUGCACAAGGCCUGCGGCCGCGCGCACCACGGCCUGGCGCGCCUCCUGCUGCGGCACGGCGCCGACGCGGGCGCGCUCGACUACGGGGGCGCGUCGCCGCUGGCCCGCGCGCUGCAGACGGCCGCCUGCGCGCCCGAGGCCGCGCCCCAGCGCACCGUGCAGGCGCUGCUCAACCACGGCUCCCCCACCGUGUGGCCCGACGCCUUCCCCAAGGUGCUGAAGACCUGCGCGGCAGCCCCCGCGGUCAUCGAAGUCCUUUUCAACUCCUACGCUCAGCUCCGCGUGUCGGAGUCCUGGAAGGAGCUGAUUCCUGAAGAUGUGUUGCAGAGGCACCAGCCCUUCUACCGGUCCCUCUUCGCCUUGGCCCACGCCCCGCGCUGCCUGCAGCAUCUCUGCCGCUGUGCCGUCCGGAAAACGUUCGGCCGAAAGUGCUUUGACCUCGUGCCCCUGCUGUCCUUGCCCAAGUCUCUGCAAAAUUACCUCCUUCUGGAGCCAGAGGGUGUUUUGUACUGAAACUCAGGGCACUUGGACCAAGAUGCUUGUGCUCGUCCGUGGAGGCUGGGUGGCGGGUGGGGAGGGGCCCAGAUGGGACUGCCCACCCCAGCCUGCAGCCCAGGGCACAGGCUCCUCGCCCAGCGUCAGGCUCCCCUGGGAACCGGGUGGGUGAUGAACGCCCUCUCCGCCUCUCAGGGCUGCUUGUGGGGACUGAAACUGAAGACCAUGGGACUCGUAUCAGGAGGUGCUUUCAACAGAAGUUGAACUAGAAGGUACACCUGUUUUUCUGAGGCCUGUCUCCGGCCCACAGCGGAUUCGCAGCAUUCAUGCACCCUGCUUCAGACCCUCUGCCUCAUGGGAACCAUCCCACCCCGCCUAGAGCCCAGCCCCCCAGGAAGACUCUGUCCCCAAAACAUGACAGACAUACAUACGGAGAGAGGACGCCCGCUCCCGUAACGGGAGCCCCUUCCCCGGAGCCCACUGCCGCUCCCCAGCCCACUGCAGCCGGAGCGCCCUCGGAGGACCUUGGAGGGGCGGUGAGCCGGACGUGCUGAUCCCACGUGCGUCUUCUGUUCCACGUCCUCCCCAGCCACGCGGUCCAGCCGUGAGGAACAGCCCAGGGAGCCAGACGCUAGGAACGCACAUAGGGUGACAGCUGAGCCCAAGCGUUCACAGAGGAGGUGGUUCUGACAGCCUCGGGCUGUGCUGACCAUGACCUUUCUUUUCUGUGUUUGGGUGUUUUGACAUCUGAGGCCUUUCAGACCCUGGAGGGAUGGCCCCUCCCAAGAUGAACCAAUUCCUAGAGACAGGAAUCAACUUGCCCCCAAAUACUCCUGAACCAGUCCCGAGCUCACACCCCAGCACCUCCCUGGAGCUCCAGCCACAUCCCCAGGGGCCAGUGCCAGACGCCCGGAGCCGGCUGGGCCAGGCCUAAGCCCGCAGGCGCUGCCUCGCCCAUUCCUUCCAUGGAAGCCACAGCUGAGGCUCCUGCCCCCAGCCGCUCCCCCUCCCCUGGACUAGCCCUGGUGCUGCCCCAGGUGGCGUGCCCCUUUGCUGGGGAUGGUGGGUAAUAAACUCUCUCUUCAUUGGUGACUGUCUCCUACUCUGUUGGCCUUUCUAGAUCUCAAAUUUUCGGUUGAAUGCUGCUUUUAAAACAAGGACUCUUA